Messenger RNA from Penicillium brasilianum, 3544 nucleotides. The record is from the annotation of a GenBank genome assembly. NCBI's taxonomy places the organism in Eukaryota, Fungi, Ascomycota, Eurotiomycetes, Eurotiales, Aspergillaceae.
CCUGGGCUGACGCUUUGCACACCGUUCAGACAACCGCCCGAAGACUUGUUCCUCUGAAACGAGGAUUUGUUGAACCUCUGGGCUUUAAUCGCCGAAGUACCGAGACUGCCGAAAGUUUUCAGACCCCUGGCUCCAGCAGAUACGAUGCGCAUGAGAAAAUGACAAAAUCAAAAUGAUUUUUGCGUUGGCAGUUGAAUCUGCGCUAUCAGGGCUAACCGCUGUCUAUCGCGACGCCCGAUUUUUGUUGACUCACGAAACUGAAGUCACCAGCCACAGCUAGGGCUUAGCUCCCCGAUUGGUGGCGCAGCACCGAGGCACUGGCUUUACAUAAGCCAGACACUCAGGGCCAAGACAUGCGGAGAGAAAACCGAAGAGAAAUCCGGAUUGGUGUCGGUGAUCCGCCGAUACUGAUUGCUGUAGGAUUGCACCGUACAAAGACGACAGAUAUAUGAGGCUGGCGGCCUACGGGGAAAGUGGAUGCCGAUACUUCAAGGCAAAAGCGAGGCGUAUCAUUCUCAAAGGUGCGAGUGGACGCGUCGGGCGGCAUUAUCCCGAAGUGGUCAUCCUACGAGUUGUUCUGAACCAUCCAGAACACAACUAAAUGAGAAAGCUUCUCGGAGGAAUUGAGAGCUCUUUAUAAGUUCGCCGUGCCAUUGUGUUCCUACAAAAUAGACCAGAAAUCUCACUUGGGCAGAUAUCUGGGAAUUUUAAGGAGUGCUAAAUUCCGGGCCUUCUCUGUCUGGCUGAAUUUUUCCUUUUGCACAUUUCGACUUGACCUCAGCCGACAAUCAUUGUUGCGGCCGCAAAGAGUCCCCGAAUUUAAGUGGCAUUGCAUCGUGCAAUUCAAAAAUCAUUCAGACUAGUGUGACAUACGGUCCCUCGCCAGGAUGGCCGGCCAAAAGCUUUUAUCUACGCAACAGGUCUCGGAGCACAAGACGCCAGAAGACUGUUGGAUAGUGGUCGACAACCAAGUGUGGGAUGUCACUGAUUUCCUCGACGAGCAUCCAGGCGGAUCAUCCAUCAUCUUGAAAUAUGCAGGGCACGACGCGACAAAAGCCUACUCAGAAGUCCACGCUCCCAGCGUCCUCAAAACCAACCUCCAGGCCGACAAGUUCAAAGGUGUGCUAGACGAGUCCUCCAUCGACGACGCAUGGCUCAAGCCACCACCAGGAGAGAACCCCAAAGUCCUCUUGGACAAUGAAAAGCCACCUUUAGAAACCCUAAUCAACGCACAUGACUUUGAGGUGGUCGCAUCUAAGACGGCAAGCAAGAAAACGUGGGCAUUCUAUUCCAGUGCGGCGACAGACUUGAUUACCCGUGAUGCGAACAAGUCCUGCUUUGACCGGAUAUGGUUUCGACCGCGAGUAUUGAGAAAUGUGCGGUCCGUCGAUACGAGGACGAAGAUUCUCGGCGGAGACUUCAAACUGCCACUGUUUGUGAGUCCAGCGGCGAUGGCUAAAUUGAUUCAUCCGGAGGGAGAAUGUGCAAUUGCACGGGCAUGCGAGAGUAAAGGAAUUAUGCAGGGUAUCUCCAAUAACUCCUCCUACACCAUGGACGAACUACGCACAGCAGCCCCAUCAGCCAGCUUCUUCUUCCAACUAUACGUCAACCGUGAUCGCGCAAAAUCCGCGGCCCUACUCCGCCAAUGUUCCGAGAACCCCAACAUCAAAGCCAUCUUCGUGACCGUAGACGCCGCCUGGCCCGGCAAACGCGAAGCCGACGAACGGGUCAAAGCCGACGAGAGCUUAUCAGUACCCAUGUCGCCCUCCAAGGCCCAGAAUGAUAAGAAAGGUGGCGGUCUCGGCCGUGUUAUGGCCGGGUUCAUCGAUCCAGGCCUGACGUGGGAAGAUCUGCGAUGGGUCAGAGAGCACACGCAUAAGCCGGUGUGUCUGAAGGGAGUCAUGUCCGCGGAUGACGCGCUGCUCGCUCUGAAGGCCGGCAUGGAUGGCAUCCUACUGAGUAACCACGGGGGCCGGAACUUGGAUACCAGUCCGCCGUCGAUCAUCACGUUGCUGGAGAUUCAGAAGCGAUGCCCAGAGGUCUUGAAGAAGAUAGAAGUAUACGUGGAUAGCGGGAUCCGGCGCGGGACGGAUAUUCUCAAGGCCAUUUGUCUAGGUGCGACAGCCGUGGGUAUGGGUCGGAGUAUGCUGUUUGCGACAAAUUACGGACAGGAAGGUGUGGAGCAUCUAGUUGACAUCAUGCAAGAUGAGUUGGAGACGGCCAUGCGGAACGUCGGGAUCACCUCGUUGGACGAGGCCAGUCCCGACUUGGUGCACACGGGUGAUGUCGACCACUUGGUCCCGGCAUCCCGAGCACACCCCUACGCCCGGGCCAUUGCCAAAGGCCGAGGACGGAGUUCCAAAAUUUAAGAUUGUGAUACUCACCGGUGAUGCAUUAUAGUUCAAGGGGCGAGGAGGGGUUUGUGUGAUAGGUUCAGGGUUAUAUGGUUCGAUGCUACAUAUGAGGUACAUACCUAGAUCUACUACUUACUUAACACACAAGUAUAUAGGAAGGCAAUGAAACCGGACCGUACUGAUUAGGUGUAUUUGAGUAUACUUAGUAUGCGUACCCUCGAUCGUAUGAUUUUCAUCGAGAAUCCAUCCACAGGAGCAUCAUGACCCACUUCCCAUCGAAUCCCCCGGUCGCAUAUCGUUGUGUUUCUCCAAUUGUGCCAAGGAUGUACCGUACCACAACAGGGGAAAAGCAUUCCACCUCGCGCGCCCGGAAUCCCACCCACAGGUUGUGACACUUACCCAGGCUGGCCCUUACAGAUGUGCACCCCUGGAUAUAACGACGAUAUUUGGAGCUUAUAAUGUAGUAUUUUCGGUUAGAAUGAGGCUGCGCCACGGCCUAUGAGGGGUCCUGUGACCUGCGAUUUGAGCUGGCGAGAGAGGAGGUGAUGGGGGGGUAAGAGGGGUGAUCCGGGGCUUCCGCCAGCGGUGUGGACUUGGAGAUGCUCGUGGAGGAGAACAGAUUGGAAUGGUAGGUUUAAUUAGGGCGUGGAAACUUGGCGGGUACGCAGGGAGCACUUGUUGAUUGUUGUAGAUGUAUGUACUGUACCUUCGGGCGAUCUUGUUAGUAUAUAGAAUCUCACCGGGCUAGCGUGUUGGGAAGAUUCCCGCAAUGAGCAUUUUUCCCAGGUAUGUACAUGGACUGGUCAUAUUUUGAUUUGAUAAGAAGUGACGGGCUGAAUGUAUGUAUCUCAUUAUACGCAUAGCGUCGACCGCUCCAAGCCCUUCUCAUUGAUUGUUGAUAAUUCUAGGGUAAGACUUUGGAUUCACCGCCAGAAGGUCAUGGGACUUCUGUGUACUUCGGACUAGUCCCCGUACCUCGUCCUGCGUUUAUCCAAACCGUUGAGUAGAUCCUAGCUUAUUUUAGCCCAGAUCUAAUUUGUCCGUGUGAGGAUCUCCUCGAAUCAGAUUGUGCAGAUCGAGAAUACGACGUCAAUUCUGUCCAUGACGAAUGGUCAAUGGUCAAUGACUCUGCUGACGCGGACGACCUGCAGACUGGAACGAUGAGGACCAGCGGGGAAGGCGGACCAGAG